UGUGCUAAAUGACCAUAAUUUUACAAUACACCGUGUCUCCAUAUGCGUAAAUGACCUUUCCUUGUAAUAAUAAUUAAAAGAAAAAAAAAAAAAGAAUUAAGCGUAAUUUCAAUUUGUCAAAACCCAGCAAUCUUCGCCGCCUGAACAGUUCGCCGUUAAUUUGGUGUACAAUUAAAUUAUCCCCCAAAAUUUUCACAUACAUCAAACACUUUAGCGCGUCUUUGCAAAACCUCUUGAAUUACACCACGAUGACACCGCCACCCAGCCCCUUGAAUUGAACAACGCCGCGAGACGAUACAUAUGGAUAUCACCACCGCCUCAUCCUCCGCCUCCGCUUCUUCAGAGUCGCUCAUUCUACGAGCUCUAAUCGAUAGAGGCUGGCGUUUCAGAGACACUGAACGAAUUCGAGGACUCAUUACAGAUCAGUUAUCGAUUACGUCCACUGUCGAUUCUAUUGAAAGAGAGGUUCUCAACUUGGACUUGAGAUCAAUUGGUGGGCCCGAACCUUCUCUUCUUCGCAAAACUUCCCAUCUUCAGGGCCCUAUUGUUCUUCAGGUUUGCUCAAUUAGGGAUAUUUCCCGAAGUAGUGUAGCUGAUGCUGCAGGAAAUUCGGGUAACAGACGGUUAUUAAGGUUGAAGCUCACUGAUGGAUAUUCCGAAAUAACUGCUGUUGAGUACUCUAAUGUGCCAUCAAUUACUGAAGAUGUUAGCCCCGGGACUAAGGUCCGAGUGCAGGGUAAAGCUCAUAUUUAUAGCAGCAUUUUGUGUUUGAACGAAAAGACAAUUACCGUUUUAGGGGGUGUUGUUCAGUCACUUAAUGAAGAAUGGCUAUUGAAGCGCAAGUAUAUGGAUGUUCCACGCAACACCUUAAGGCUCUCGCAAGAAAAUUCAUCAGAUUGUCCUCCACCUUUUGAAAAGCUCCAAAUUCGGGCAUCGGUGCAAGGAACUAAAGGAAUGCAUGCUUCUGCACACACUACAGGGUUUUCUGCUACAUCAUCGAAGGACUUGAGACAAAGUAUGGCUGUAAAAGGUGAAUCUUCAAAUUUGAGUGACACUUCCCGGUUCCUGAAAAAUAAUGCAACCAUGGAUAGCGUAACUAAUGAUGCCAAGCUGCUUCACAAUGUUGGUGAGAACACUGAAAAACCAACCGCCCCAGCCAGACCAAAAGUAACUGCAUCUGUACCUGUUCAAAAUCAAGUGGCUGCACAGAAACUUCUCCAGAAAACAACAGGUCAGCAGAAUUUUUCUAGAGGUCAGAGGCAUAAUAGGGAAAGGUUUCAAGAGGAAGAAUCAUCUUUGAUGACUCUCGAUGAAUGGGAAAGAAGAAGAACAAGAACAGGAAUUGAUCUUCCAACAUCACACGACCAUUCUAAUAUCCGUCAAGACGAGGAUCUUGCUAGACAACUGCAGGAGCAAUUUGAUUUGGAAGAUAUUCAUGGACAAGAGGGUCCUCAAGUGACGGAGGCUAAAAGUAUACAAAUGAGCAUGUUCAAUUUUGAAAGAGAUGACGCCAAUUCUUUCGGUGGAACCGAAUUUAGAGGCAGGGGAAGGGGCAGAGGAAGAGGAAGAGGAAGGGGAAGGAGAGGUGGCGGUAGAGGUAGAGGUCACUUUUAAAUCAUUUUUUUCCCGAUUUCCUUUCCCUUUCCUCUUUUUGUUUGCAGACUACACUGUUUAACUUUGAAUAUUCAAUUUGCGUAUUUUAGCAUAAGCGGAUCGAACAAUAGGUACAUAUUAAUUUACAAACUGCAGUAUCCCUAGUUUUAGCUGAUCUCUUUCUCGUUGA
This is a messenger RNA of Erythranthe guttata (spotted monkey flower), 1783 nucleotides long. RefSeq names its product tudor domain protein (DUF1767). NCBI's taxonomy places the organism in Eukaryota, Viridiplantae, Streptophyta, Magnoliopsida, Lamiales, Phrymaceae. Gene Ontology annotation, cellular component: nucleus. The record is from RefSeq and is a predicted model, not a curated record.